AGUAUUGAGAAAUCGUCCAAAAUGGCUGGUGUGUUUGACAAUCCCGUCUUCCCCUACUUCGCGUUCUAUGCCAUAGUGGUUGUUUUGAAAACCAUAUCUAUGGCCUUCUUGACUGUAUUUCACAGACUGACCAAAAGGAUUUAUAUAAAUCCUGAAGAUACCAGGAUUGCCGGAGGACAAGGGAAAGUAGCGACAAAUGAAACGAUUGAGAGGAUCCGCAGGUGCCACCAGAAUGACAUUGAGAAUGUCAUCCCCUUCGUUCUGAUUGGUCUUCUGUAUACAGCGUCUGGUCCAAGCCUCGGCUCCGCCCUCCUCCACUUCCGCAUUUUCACAGGUGCCCGGAUCUUCCACACCAUAGCCUAUCUCUUCGCCCUGCCACAACCAUCACGAGCCCUUAGUUUCUUCGUUGGACUCCUUAGCAUAAUGUCCAUGGCUUACAACGUCUUGCCUGCCACUAAAUAUUAGCACCCCGUUUAGCUAUCAUAGUGUAGGAUGUAAGUCUUUGUCAGAGGGUUACAUACAUUGUAUUAACGGCUUAUAAACGAAGAGUACGCACGAUUACCACAUUAUCUUGAGAUCUUGACACCUUAUUAAUUAGUAAGUGUUGCAACAUAGCGAUGCCUGAUGUCAAAGUGUGUUUAGACCUUCCUGAACAUGUCUCGCAAACACUUCUACCCGAACCGUUGGAACUAAAUGAUUUUUAUUCUAGUUUCCACCUUUGUCGAAUUCCCUGGAAUUUUUGAGUGAUGUUUGGGCUGGGCUUUCGUGUCUGUGUAUAGGCAAAUCAAAAUCGUGUAAUAAAUCGACAUCCGGGUCUUCAAAAGCACUGCAGAUUUCGGUCGACUCCAUCAGUUGCAAAACGUGUAGGUUUAUUGGCAUCUGGGCAGUGACAGAUAUUUUCAAAUAACAUGUCUUUAAUCAAUGUGCACGAGUAAAGGUCACACACUUCGGGUGAUAAAACCCUUUCUGUUACGAAUCAGACCUGCGUCUUGACCAGGCGCGGCGUGUUUUUGUAAUACAAGUACUGUAAUGGACGUUGAAAGGGACGUUACUCGCAACAGCCACCCGUUGUGCUGCGACAAGAUCUAUAGUCCCUUGCUUCGGACAAAUGGUCCUACAGCUCUACGUUUAUGACUCAGAUAUUUUCAGAACAGCUGAUUACCAUAUUUACAUACAGAGGAGAUCAAAAACAGACAAAAUGCGCCAUCUGUAAGGCCUGUGA
Molecule: messenger RNA, 1222 nt
Organism: Haliotis rubra (blacklip abalone)
Lineage: Eukaryota; Metazoa; Mollusca; Gastropoda; Lepetellida; Haliotidae
Product: microsomal glutathione S-transferase 1-like
Exons: 3
Coding region: 22-465 (147 amino acids)
Cellular component (GO): membrane
Source: RefSeq, a predicted model, not a curated record